CACCGUCUUUACCGUCAGAAUUGGGGAAUCCCCUUCAAUAGACGCGAUUGUGUGUUUAUCUACGGUGGCAACUGUAAUUUGAGUUUCAGUUCCCAUUUUAAACGGAAAUUAGAAACUUUUUUUUUAUAAGUAGUACCGGCAAACUUGUAACUCACUUAAGGAAAAUAUAUUUUCUAUUCCAAGUAAAAUUUUCUGCUUAUUCCAAUAUAUACUACAGAUAUUUUGGGAUUAUUAUUUCACCGAAGAGGAUAAAAUGCCAAAAGGAAAAAAGAAAGCGCCCUCCUGAGCAAAUUGGUGAAGUCGUCCGGCCUAGUUCUGCAUCUGCCAGCACUUCUGGACAAAUUCGAAAAAAAGAAAAAGUAGUUGAAGCUCAAAAGCGUCCUGAAAAUAUCUACGCCUCUACUUCAUCUGGAACAGCCUCAGCCCGUUAUAUACCCGAAAAAGAGGAAAAUGCUCAAGAUCCCAGUAUCACUUCGAGUGCAAUUGUUAAAUCAGUUACUCCCAGAGAAAGAACCGAAGUGACGAAAGAAAGGUCGAAAAACAUACCAGAUGUAGAAUCUCUAGCUUCUGAGUUCGAUGAUAAAGUUGAUAUCGGAACAGAUGUUUCAAACCGGAUGGUUAUUACAGAUGGACUCCCAGUCAAGCAAAAACCAGGAACACUUGGGAGACCCAUCAGACUGGUAUGUAAUUUAUUUCCUCUUAAAUUACUGCCGGAUAAUGAUGUGUAUCAUUAUGAUGUCAAAAUUGUUGAAUGCAGACGUGAUAGAUCUUCAGAGUUAAGUAUGUUAACUCCAGCUAAGGGUGUACAGAGGUAUCGAUGUCUGACUACUAAAGUCAACCGUAAAGUAAUUGCUAAAAUGCUAGAAAAAGACAAGAAUUUCUACAAAACUUACGCUGUAUACGAUGGCGAAAGCAACAUGUAUACGCCGUCUCCUUUGGCAUUAAAAUUUCCGUACACAAAAGAAGUUUCAAUUGAUGAUGAAUAUAAGAAAGAGGCGAAGAAGGGAGCCGCCUCUGAGGAAGAAAGUCCGAGAUCGAAUAGAGAUGUUUUUAAAAUACAAAUAAAACCAGUUGAAAAGAAAAACGCUCAUGGGCAGAAAUCAAAAAAUUGUGCCAUAAGUCUAUCAGUUUUGCAUGAGCUUUUCCGAAAUAGAAAGCUUAACAUUGAAGACAUCCAAGCAGCAGUGAUGGCUUUAGAGACAAUAUUUCGACAUUCACCUGCCUUGAGGUACAUACCAAUAGGACGUAAUUUCUUCCAUAAAGAUAUCAAUAAUAUAUGCCCUCUAUCUGGUGGUAUAGAAAUCUGGUUUGGAUACCAUCAAAGUCUUCGUUUGGGACAAUGGAAAAUCAUGACCAAUUUAAAUACCAGCGCCACAACGUUCUUUAGUAAACAGCCGCUAAUUGAGUUCAUGGCGAAGUCCCUUGGAGUUUCAACAGAAGAAUUAUCUCGUAGGCCUACAAUUGGAAAUCAUGAACUCCAAAAAUUGCGAAGUGAAGUGAAAAAUUUGAAAAUCGAAACAUACCACAUACCGAAUGUUGUUAAAGUGACCCAUUGUAUAAUUGACGUUUCUCACAAAAACGCUCGAGACAUAACAUUUGAAGAUGUAGCUAAAGACGGGACAAAAAGAAUUCUUUCAAUUGAUCAAUACUUUUUGGAACGCUACAAUAAGAAACUGGACUUUCCCUUCUUACCAUGUGUACAAGUGAAACCAAAAAAUAAGAAUAGAUAUUUACCGAUUGAAGUUUGUUACAUUCCGGAAGGGCAGCACUGCAGAAAGGAGCUGAGCGAUAAUGAUAAGCGGGAAAUGAUUAAAUUUACUGCUGAUAAUCCCGAAAAUAGGUUUCGCAAAAUAGUUAACAUCAGAAAUAAGUGGGCCAAUUACGAUGGAGAUGAAUAUUUAAAAAAUUUCGGCAUUGGCGUAGAACGAGAUCCUGUGCGUUUGUCUGGGCGCACUAUGCAAGCUCCAAACCUAAAUUAUGGAAAUAGAAAAAUUCAACCCAGAGAUGGAUCAUGGAACAUUAGAGAUUUGCAGUUUUAUAGACCCUCCAAUAUUAAAUCUUGGAUUUUGCUUAAUCUUGCUGAGCGGCAUUGCAGAUUUAAUGAUUUGAAAAACUUUUCCGAUCAGUUGCAAAGAAUUGGUGGAGCAGCCGGUUUAAAUCUUGGACAACCUUCUGAUAUUAAAAGCAUCGAUGGUUUUAGAUAUGAUAAUCUUCUCAGAACACUUACUGAUGCACGAAAAAAGCAAAUUCAGCUGGUUGUGGUUGUGAUACCUUUUAAAGACAAAACGAUAUACAGAAAUGUCAAGCAAAUAGCCGAAGUUGAACUCGGUCUUCAGACGCAGUGCAUCGACCAUAACAAUGCGAGAAAAUGCAAUCCUUCUCUUUUAGGCAAUUUAUGUCUAAAAAUCAAUGCUAAAACUGGUGGAAUUAACCACGUUUUAACGCAAGGAGAAAUUCCAAAGAUAAUGGCUCAGCCUGUUAUGAUAAUAGGAGCUGAUGUAUCCCACGCAGGAGUGACAGACAAAAGUGGAAUAUCAGUAGCAGCUGUUGCAGGGAGUCUAGAUAUGAUACUGUCGCGUUUUGCUGUUACAUGCAAGCUGCAGAAGAACGUUAAUGCUAAGAAGAAAUCGGUCGAGACAAUCAUCAAUUUAAAAGACAUGGUCAAGUCUUUAUUAAUUACUUUUCAUGACAAAACUCUAGGUAAGUGGCCGGAAAAGAUAAUCUUUUAUAGAGAUGGAGUGAGCGAUGGUCAUUUUUCAGAAGUUCUAGAAAAGGAAUUAACAGCUAUAAGAGAUGCAUGUAAAGAGAUAAGUAAGAGUUAUCAACCAGCGAUUACGUUUGUCGUAGUUCAAAAGAGACAUCAUGUCCGUUUCAGACCAGAAGAUCAUAGGGAUGGAGCUAGACCGGAAGGAAAUGUACCACCAGGAACAGUUGUGGAUACUGAGAUUGUGCAUCCAGUGCACCGAGAUUUCUAUCUUUGCAGUCAUUUAGGAUUGAAAGGAACAAGCAGACCAGCUCAUUAUACCGUCCUGGCAGACGACAGUGAUUUUUCAGCAGAAGAUUUUCAGAAGCUUACAUAUUAUUCGUGCAACAUAUCAUUCCGAUGUUCUAAAAGCAUAUCGAUUCCUGUGCCUGUUGCCUACGCCGAUUUAGCUGCUUAUCGUACAAGACUACGAUUGGCAACACUCUCAGACGAUGCUAAACAGAAACAGAUGGAUAGUCCGAAUAUACUAAGGGAAGCUCUCAGUGCUGUUGAACUCUCAAAACCGGUCGAACAUUCGAUGUAUUUUGUUUGAUCUCUAGUAACAAUACCUAGAAUGAAAUCUUCAGUAGUUUUGAUAAAUUUUCGUUUAUUUCAAGGAAUUGUUUUAAUAGUUAAAUUUUUUUAAAAUGCACUAGUUAAAGUAUUGCCAAUACUAAUUUUAAACAUUUGAACUAUAAAUAUAUUUUAAAUGAAUUACAGCGCUGUUGAACUUCCAAAAUCGGUCGAACAUUCAAUGUAUUUUGUUUGAUCUCUAGUAACAAUACCUAGAAUAAAAACUUCAGUAGUUUUGAUAAAUUUUCGCUUUAUUCAAGGAAUUGUUUUAAUUGUUUUGGUAAGUUUUUUUUAAUGCAUCAGUUAAAGUAUUACCAAUACUAAUUUUAAACAUUAGGACUAUAAAUAUAUUUUAAAUGAAUUACAGUGCUGUUGAACUUCCAAAAUCGGUCGAGUAGUUUUUAUAAAUUUUCGUUUAUUUCAAGGAAUUGUUUUAACAAUUUUGGUAAGUUUCUUUUAAAUGCACCAGUUAAAGUAUUUCCAAUACUAAUUUUAAACAUUUGGACUAAGAAUAUAUUUUAAAUGAAUUACUUUGUAUUCCUUAUAACUCCUGCAUUAUUUAAGGCUUCCUUUUAAUUAUUUAUAUUUAGUGACUUUCCUACUGUGAAAUUAGUAUUAAUUACAAUGUUCAAUAUAUUGAACUUCCAGAAUUGAUUGAACACAGGGUAAUUUGUAUAUUACAUGAACUUUAAUUAUUAUGCAUAAGACUUACAUUUUAAGAUAUUCUGUAUGUUUUUUAAAAAAAAUUGUUAUGUUUAGAAUAAUUAUAUUUAAAGGUUUUGGUUAAUUUAAGUGCAGUUUAUUUUUUAAGUGUUGCCAAUUAACGAAACUGGAACUUGUUGAUGGUAAAAGCUUGUUUAAGCUAUUUUUAAAAAUCUCCAGUGAAUUUUCAUUCAUUUUUUUUAUACAAAUUGCGAUCGAUACGCAUGCAUUAUGAGAAGUAUCUUUUCAAUUAUUUAAAUUUAGCACUUUUUAUAUAGCGAUACAAAUAUGCUAAUAAUUUAAGUGCAAUUUAUAUUCCGAGCUUCUAAAACUGAUUGAACAUAAGUAUUUUUCUAUACUAGAUCUUUUAAAGCAGUGAUAUAUUCACUGAUUACUUAUGGCAUUUUACAAGUUUUAAUGUCUUGUUUUAGAUAAUUAGAAAUUUAAAUCAGUGUGUAAAUGAUAUUUUAAAUCUUACUUAAGAUUUAUUUUCAUAAUGGUUGUGAAUUUAUUUAAGAAUGAUACCUAAAUAACUAUUUAAAGUUUCAUAAGUGUUUGCUAUGCUGUGAAUGCAGAAAAGUAUUUAUUGUAUCUUUGAAUAUGUGACGCUCUAAAUUUUUUGUAACUAAUCAGUAUAUUGACUGCCAAUUCAGUGAGAACUAAUAAAAGGAUUUGUGAUUAUUA
Parasteatoda tepidariorum (common house spider) is the source of this 4702-nucleotide messenger RNA. The record is from RefSeq and is a predicted model, not a curated record. NCBI's taxonomy places the organism in Eukaryota, Metazoa, Arthropoda, Arachnida, Araneae, Theridiidae.